UUCAUCGUACUUAUACAAAGUUUGUGUGUCACCUGAGUAAUAGUAUAUACGACACAAUUAUAGUAUAUACAUAAAAUGGGAUGUAAAAUGAGUCUCUGAUUGUCGCCAUCUUCAUUUGUUCUAUAGAUGACCAUGGACGAACCGAGAGAAAGCGGAUUUAUAAACAGUCAACCAUGCAUUGCAGAAUUUAUGACUUCGCUCCCGCUUAUCAAUGAAACUUUACAGCCUCCAUCAAUCAACUCUGAAGGCAACACAAGAUCAUAUUGUCAGUCUUUCACGGCAAAUCACCCCUCUCUAUCACAACAUGCUGACCCCCGGGGGCCGGGGAUAGGCGACCCCAGGGGCCGAGAUUCCAACAAUGCUGGAAAAUACCCCGAAUUCGCAUGGAUGAAAGAGAAGAAGAACAUGAGAAAAAAUUCCAAUUCAUCAGUGCCGGUUUCCACGGGAUCCGAUAUAGAUUUUCCGAGCCCACCGCAGGCCAUUACAAAUACCCAAUCACAACCACAAGAACCGCGGAGUAAUUCAAGUUCCCAUAGCAAUGGCGGCGGAGGAACAAGGAGACUGCGCACUGCAUACACCAAUACUCAACUUCUGGAGCUGGAAAAAGAGUUCCAUUUCAACAAAUAUCUAUGUCGACCGAGAAGAAUUGAAAUAGCUGCAUCGUUAGAUUUAACAGAGAGACAGGUAAAAGUAUGGUUUCAGAAUCGGAGAAUGAAGUACAAACGACAAACGCAGUCUCAACGGCAGAAAGCGGAGUCGGAUUUCAAAUCGAUGACGUACGACGGGAAUCUAGAUAGUCCCACGUCAUCCGACGAAAGCUGCGAUCGAAUGGAUAGACGGGAAAGCUAUGAAAGCUGUCAUGACAAUAGGGAAGAUAUGUGUAAUUCCGCCGACAAAGUUUCACAUGAUGGCGGGUUGGAUUGUGAUAACGAGCAACACAGACGACCUCUUAGCGCAGAGAGGAUUAUGGUGAAACCAGAAGGUUCUGAGGUUGUUGAGCUCACGGUGUUGUCGGGCCGGGAUAGAUUCCCUGAUGCAAGGCGGUCAAACAUGUCAGAUCUGUCGGAUCCACAGCAACGCUCACCAAUAGGAAGUGUUCAGAGUAUGAACAGCCCUAUGUCGGCUGCAUCAAACAUGCUGCCUACGCCACCUAUUGCAUCAUCACCCCUGGCAUCUCCUGACGUCAGACCUGUUGAUUUCGCGGACAAAAUUAUUGGCGAAAGCGAGGCGGUCUCUAAAUCUAGUCAUAGUGGUCUAUCAACCAGUGGUGGAAUUAUGUCGAAAAAUAUAUGUGGAAAAAUGACUGAUGUUGAGGGUGCGUGCAUAGACACAAUGAACACAAAUAAAGGUUCACACCAAACCAUGCGUCCGCCCGAGUGUACCUCACCGGUGACAAAAGAAUCUGGACAUGUCGGGCAGGUUAAUAACACGCCUGUCAUGGAGGGAAACAAUGUCUUUCAAAGUUACAAUGGCCAUGAUUCAAACUCAUCAGCUUAUCAGCCGUCGUAUCCUACAAACAUGGGUUACCUACAAAAACAGCCAAAUAACUACAAUAAUCAUUGUACCGCGGAGAACUUCUACGAAAGUCCAGGAGAUUCUGGUAGCAGGAUGACGAGAUUUGGCGGGAAUGGAUUUAACUCGUGGAAUUAUGACGGUACAAAUCCGCUCAACUCACCCAAUGCCAAUUAUCACAACAACAGAAUAGGGUUUGGGAUAAAUGGAAAUCAUUUGUAUUCGCCAAACUUUUCUAGAGUCAAUAAUUUCAAUCCUCGGGAGAACGAAAUAUCCAGUCUUCCAAGUCGCCAUUUUAAUUCUAGGUAUAUGACCAAAUCUUCCGUUUAUCCCCAACAGAUGCCCGGAAUAGACCAACACUCAUCAAGUUCGCUUUAUGGAAGCAAUUACAUGGAAAGCUUUUCGGAAGGUGUCAAUCAAGUCGUAAAUUCCUCAAUAGGUCAGUCGUCCGCGCGUCCACCUCACCGUGCCGGCGACUCUAUAGGCCGGGCUCAAGCCGGACAUGGCAUUGAGCCUCAUUAUGGCCCCGAUCAAUACCCACUUGCCAAUAGUUACAAUGAGGCCAGCUCUUCCAGCGAUUUUACGAGUAUUUUUAGUGAGUAUUUUAAUUCACAACAGCCAGAAUACCAGGCGAUCUAGGCAAUUAAAGUCUUGUACGAGUAACCAAUACAACAGUUGUUUGUGUGCCAUGGUUUCAGAUGCCGGUUUUUUAUUGUCGUAAGACGCUGUUGUUAUCUUGUUUUACAUCUCUUUUUCAUUCCUUUCUUUUUUAUGGUGAAUUGGAAAAACGGGUAAUAACGAGCUAAAAGUUUUGGUCUGAAGUGGCCAAUGAUUGUUAAUGUUAAUUACUGCCGACAACAUCUUAUGGUAUUUUUAUAACGUGCAUACUACACAAGUGUUCAGAUUUUGUUUCUUUACUUUAUUCUUUUUUAAAUACUGUCAUAAAACAAUAUCUGUUUUCAUUGAUUUGUUAUCAGUAUUUUACAUCGUAGCAAGUCAUGCAUUUCAAAACACUAUAUGCAUUUCAAACACUAAGUAUGAUUUUUUCCCUCGAAACAAAAUGCUUUUUAUCAGAGUUUUUCUCUCUACUACAAACACCGAGUGAGACCACAGCAAUGGAAAUUGUGAGGGGUGUCUGUACAAUAAAGUCUUUAAAUCGCUGACUUGAGACGAAAUGUUUUUUUAUCUUGAUCUGCGUGUAAAAUAAAGGGUACCAGCUCCCCCUCUGCACUGUCCACGACCCAUGCGAUUCAGAGGCCGUGAUUAGAUCUCAUGUUUCCCAAUUCUAGGCUAGCUAUUGGGAAUACGUGCCUCGGAAGCCACACAAGUAUUAUUUAUAUCUGUGAAUUGUACAUCUGAGAAUGAUUGCUUAUUCUAUUUCGUCACAUGACACGCAUAUCUGCAUAAUUAAUAUCAUUUAACGCCAAAGAUAUUUCUUGAGCCUUAUUCUUGAUUGUUAGCUGUUCUUUUUAUCGAGUUAAUAGUUAAAUAUCCAUUUCAUAUCGAUUUUGUAUUUAUUUUCUGUUUUUAGCCAUUCCCAAAUUGACCCUCAUUUUCCAAAUGCCAAUCAUAUAUAUAAAGCUGACAUUUGGGGCUAUACGUUAACGUGCUGUCAAAUGCUCUAAAGCGAUUGGUUGAUUUGUUCGAAUGAAUGAGUCCAUUGCAGGGGUUCCUUACAGGAGAAUGAGUAUUAGUCGUGUUGUUUUUUUUCUGUUUCAAUUUUAUAUUUUUGUUGAACUUUCAUUAAGUAUUAUACCGGUUUGAUAUUAUAUAGCCCCUUUUUGUUACAAUUUGUUACUUUCUUGCUCAAUGAGUUUUGUCUAUUACUGCAUUUUCUUUAAACAUCUUGCAUAUGAGAAAAAAAAUUGCUUGAUUUGUCUCGGAGAACACAAAAUGUUUAUUACUAUUACUAAGUA
Messenger RNA from Saccostrea cuccullata (small rock oyster), 3428 nucleotides. Its product is annotated as homeobox protein Hox-B2a-like. The transcript is spliced from 3 exons. Gene Ontology annotation, biological process: regulation of transcription by RNA polymerase II. The record is from RefSeq and is a predicted model, not a curated record. The coding region runs from base 127 to 2151 and encodes 674 amino acids. Gene Ontology annotation, molecular function: DNA-binding transcription factor activity, RNA polymerase II-specific; RNA polymerase II cis-regulatory region sequence-specific DNA binding. Lineage: Eukaryota; Metazoa; Mollusca; Bivalvia; Ostreida; Ostreidae. Gene Ontology annotation, cellular component: nucleus.